Messenger RNA from Pelodiscus sinensis (Chinese soft-shelled turtle), 2087 nucleotides. It is a transcript of the gene USP18, whose product is annotated as ubiquitin specific peptidase 18. Gene Ontology annotation, cellular component: cytosol; nucleus. The record is from RefSeq and is a predicted model, not a curated record. Gene Ontology annotation, biological process: protein deubiquitination. Gene Ontology annotation, molecular function: cysteine-type deubiquitinase activity. NCBI's taxonomy places the organism in Eukaryota, Metazoa, Chordata, Testudines, Trionychidae.
GGAAAUCAAAACCGAACGAGAGGCUGCGGGGAAUGCUGCCCUCUGAGGCCGCGCGGGGAGAGCGCAGCGCCGGCAGAGCAGGGGAAACCCGCGUCGAGAGCGGAGCUGUUGCCGGCUGCGGGCACCGAGGAGAACCCGAAAGCAGUGCCCCGAGCUCGCUUUUCUCACCGACGCUGCAAUUUCUGUGCCUUUAUUUACCCUGCCUUCCUGAAGCGGAAUGUUCACAGAUCUCUCAUCUUUCUAGGUCCUUUGGUAUCACUGCAGUCCUUGUGUUGCAUUGUGCUGUUGAUGGGCCAGAGAUUUGGCUGUCCAGAGAACAGCAGAAAAUUAGAGCUGUCACCAAAUCCGAGCAUGAGGAAGGAGGAAGAUGGAGAAGAGAGUAGAGAGCAAGCUGUGAAAAGAGGUGGCAAGCAGCUAAGAGCUCUCCAUGGUGUAGCAGAUUUAAACAAUGGAGCUAUUGGGCUGUACAAUAUGGGACUGAGCUGCUGCCUGAAUUCCCUUCUUCAGGUGUUCUUCAUGAACACGCACUUCACAGUGAUACUACGAAGGAUCCGAGUGCCAAUAGGACAUGCAGAACAAAAGAAGAGUGUCCCAUACCAAAUGCUCUUGCUGUUGGAGCAGAUGCAGCGUAGCAAACAGAGAGCCGUGUACCCCCAGGAACUUGCCCAUUGUCUCACUGUGCACAAUUUGAAAUUGUUUGUCCAGUAUGAUGCUGCUCAACUCUUCCUGAGCCUCUGGAACCUAAUAAAGAAUCAGAUCACAGACUGGGAGCUGGCUGACCGGUUGACCAGGCUGUACACUAUCCGAGUGCAGGAAUAUCUGAUUUGUGAGAAGUGUUCAUUUGAAACUACGAGAGAGAGCAACAUGUUAACCCUCCCUCUCCCAAUGUUUAAUUCCAGUUCUCAGAGACUGAAGACACUGGAGGAUUCCCUGCAUUGCUUUUUCCAGCCUGAGCAGCUGACUGAUAACAACAUGUGUCUCUGUGAACAGUGUGAAAGGAAAACAUCAUGCCUACAAGGCAUGAGGCUAACAUGUCUGCCACAGACCCUCACUCUCCACCUAAAGCGCUUCUACUUCAAGAAAUCUACCUGGACUCAAAAGAUCAGCUACUCUCUGCCUUUUUCACAAAGCCUCGAUUUCAAUCAGAUACUAACACAAGAGCAAUGUCACCCAGAUGCCAAAGAGAAGGCCGAUUGGCAGUAUGAUCUCUUUGCUGUUGUUGCUCAUUCCGGAUUAGCCAGCUGUGGUCACUAUUGUGCCUACAUUCGGAGUCUCACAGACUGCAGAUGGUACUGCUUCAAUGAUUCCAGUGUCUGUCAGGUGUCAUGGGACGAUGUCAAAAGUACCUAUGGGAAUUCACGUUUUCACUGGGGUGAAACUGCCUAUCUCCUGGUUUACAUGAGAAAGAAUCCCCAGUAGCCUCAUCUGGGCCUGCUCCAAGGACUCGGGGCUCUGUGGAGGACCUGCCCAAUUUAUGGACUCUGACAAUCCUGCUUCAAGAAGAAUAUGCUACAAAUCCAUCAGUACAGCAGAGUGGGAGGCCUGAUCUAAGCUCAGUGGCAACACGUCACUGUGUAUGGUGUGUGUGUGUGUGUGUGUGUCUGUGAAGGAAAUGAAAGGUUCUGUGGGGGCACAUGGUUACCCCAUGGGCUGCCUCGGCUUCCACCUCCUGAAACUUGGUAGGUAGACAAGACAAGAGCAAUCACCUCCUCCUCUUGCCCAGCCCCGUGCAGAGCUUGCAGUCAUCCCGGCCUGGCUGAACGAUCCCUUAACACAUGUUCAAAACAAGGCCAAGAAAAGGGGCAACACAGUUGGGUCGCACAGUUGUCCCCUCUCCUCUGGCGCCAUCAGGGUGGGUGGCACCAAGGUGGGAUGAUGCUCGGGGCCUGGAUCGUCUCAGUUAACAAGAAGUUGGAGAACUAUCAGCCACUUUUUGUAGGAUGGGGGCAAUCUGGCACCUCCCAGUCACCUCUUCCUUGAUAGGCACACUGAAGGCAGCUGCCGUUUCAAUGUGCCCCCAGCAGCAGCAAGCUGUUAUGUAUUAGACCAGAGAAGAGCAACUACCUCCUCCUCCUGCUCUCUGUCUG